AUAAAAAAUUAUUUCUCUUGAUACAGUAAUUUGAACAUGUCGGUUAAGCAACCUAUUGUAAGAGGUGAACUCACAAUCUACUGCAACAGAGUGACUAUAAGUCCCUACCUUAAAAUAGAGCACAUUGCUAUUAUGUAUUAUUGUGUGUAGCACCAUCCUUGCUUUGUAAAGGUUAGGGAUAUUUUGUAAUAUAUAAUUUGAUAGGACUAAUCACAAUUCACAACUUGACUGCAUCUUUCCAGAACUAAUAUGGAGCACCAAACAGAUAGAAAGCCAAACUUUCCUCCUCGAGUUCUCUUCUUCCCGUUACCCGCUCAGGGACAUAUAAACGCCAUGCUUCAUUUGGCUGAGCUUCUAGCCAUGGCCGACAUCGACGUAACGUUCCUCAACACCGAUCAUGUCCAGGGUCAACUCCAACAACGAGCUCACAUACAAGCCAAGUAUGCAGCCUACUCUGGUUUCCUCUUCCGAACAAUACCUGACGGUUUGCCUAAAGAUGAACCUCGUUCAGGUGAACAGAGUAUUCUUCGGGUGCUUAAUUCCAUGUUGAAGACGACAAAACCAAUUUUGAAAGAUAUGUUGCUUAGUGGUGGUGUAUUGGGUUCAGAUAGAAGCCCUUACGUUACUUGUAUUAUGGCCGAUGGAAUAUUUGGUGGUCUUGCAAAUGAAAUAGGAGACGAACUCAAUAUUCCAGUCAUUCAUUUUCGUACCAUCAGUGCUUGCUGCUUUUGGAUUUUCUUUGCUAUUCCUGAUAUCAUAAAAGCCGGCGAGCUUCCAAUCAGAGGAGAUGAGGAUAUGGAUAGGAUCAUAACGAGAGUACCUGGAAUGGAAACCAUUCUAAGAUGUCGAGAUCUACCUAGUUUUGCUCAAAUUAGAGAUGUAGAGGACCCCCAACUUCAUCGAAUUGUUGAAGUAACAAGACAGAGUGCUCGAGCCCAUGCCCUCAUACUCAACACAUUUGAGGAUCUAGAAGGACCCAUACUCAAUCACAUAAGAACUCAGUGCCCCAAAACCUACACCAUUGGACCGCUCCAUGCCCUUCUCAAACAUAAACUAACCAAAAGGUUGCUGUCAACUACUCGAUCUUCGAAAAGUAUUUUCGAAGAGGACAGAAGCUGCAUUGCUUGGCUUGAUUCUCAGCCUUUAAAGUCAGUCAUUUAUAUCAGCUUUGGAAGUCUUACUGUUAUGACGAGACAUACCCUAAUGGAGUUUUGGCACGGUCUGGUGAAUAGCAACAAGCGGUUCUUGUGGGUGAUGCGGCAAGACAUGGUGGCCGGAGAAGACGGUGAAAUCCCGCCAGAGUUGGUGGCCGCCACUAAGGAGAGAGGGUGUUUGGUUGGGUGGGCACCGCAAGAAGAGGUGCUGGCUCAUCCGUCAGUGGGUGGGUUUUUGACCCACAGCGGGUGGAAUUCGACUUUGGAAAGUAUUGUGGCGGAGGUGCCAAUGAUUUGUUGGCCUAAUGCUAUUGAUCAAACGAUAAAUAGUAGAUACGUGGGUGAAGUUUGGAAAGUUGGGAUGGACAUGAAGGGUCAUAAAUGUGAUAGGGAAAUUGUGGCAAAGAUGGUGAAUGAUCUAAUGGUUGAGAAAAGAGAGGAGUUUCAGAGAUGUACGGCUGAAAUGGCUAGGUUGGCAAAAAUAAGUAUAGAUGAAGGUGGGUCAUCUUACUGUAAUUUGGAUCAAUUGAUAGAGGACAUAAGGUCCGUCCAGCAACCGGCAAUGAGUAUUAAUUAGCUCUAAUUGAUGUAUCUAGUUUUAUUUGAUAUUUUAUUCUAAAUUUAGGGGUAGGCAUUAUCCAAUCCAAUCUAACCCAAUGUAUCCAAUUCAAUUUUAAAAAGUUGGAUAUUCAAUUAUAAUUGCAUUGGAUUAGAUGCUAAAAGUUGGAUUCUAAUUAGAUUGGAUGGGUUAUUAGAUGUUAAUAUCAAAAUCCAAUGAAAAAUCGAUCCACUGCAAUUACAUUUAUAUAUCUUAAAAAAUUAUUUAUAUAGUAAAAAAUAUUAAAAAAUAUGAUAUAUUUUUAUUAUAUUUUUUUGUGUGA
This is a messenger RNA of Cannabis sativa, 2035 nucleotides long. Its product is annotated as 7-deoxyloganetic acid glucosyl transferase-like. The record is from RefSeq and is a predicted model, not a curated record. NCBI's taxonomy places the organism in Eukaryota, Viridiplantae, Streptophyta, Magnoliopsida, Rosales, Cannabaceae. The transcript has 2 exons. Gene Ontology annotation, molecular function: UDP-glycosyltransferase activity. Bases 250 to 1731 code for a protein of 493 amino acids.